GAUUUCUGGCAAUGCUGCGAGUAAUAAAAAUAUUCAUGGCACCGUCUCUGAGCAACUUAAGAAGAACUUCGCCAAAUCACGUUGGAAACAAGCAUAUUAUGCCGCAACCGUUAUUCGACAAAUGCAGCGCAUGGCGUUAAGUAGUAACAGUAAUAGUACAGGUGGCAGUGGAGAUAGAAGUAAAAUUAAUCUGCUAUCAAAGGAAAGUACACAAGUAGACAGCAACAGUUGUGUAGAAUCUGCAGUAGCUGAAAGCUCUGCCAGUCAUCAUGGCGAGGAAGGAAGUUGUACUGAUAAUACUACCGCUACCAACAUAAGCUGCGGUGCUAAAUCAACGACGUCAGCUGAUAACAAACCAGCAACUGUCAUAGCAGGUGGGGAUAACCAACCGACCAACAGUAGUAAAAGCAACUCACCUGCUUGUGUGAAUGGUAGUGAACAAAACAAGUAAGCAUAUUCAUAUAAGAUGCGAAAAAAUACAAUCAGUCAAAAUGGACUAGAAAUUGUUUAUAAAUAUGUAUAUGGGACGUUCCACGUCAAGCGAAACAGGGCUCUUCCCAGAAUUCACGUUAAUUUAUUUUAAUGAUCGUGGGCUUAAAAUUUUUGUUAUUGAUCGUCCUUGAUGGGUCAAUAUGAUCUUUUGGAAAUCUUCAAAAUGUCGGCUCAACAUGACAGCGGGAAGCCUGAGAAAAAUCGAGUUCUUGAAUUAAAACACCUGUUAAACGAAAAAUUCAA
Rhagoletis pomonella (apple maggot) is the source of this 735-nucleotide messenger RNA. RefSeq names its product calcium/calmodulin-dependent protein kinase type 1-like. Gene Ontology annotation, biological process: protein phosphorylation. The record is from RefSeq and is a predicted model, not a curated record. Lineage: Eukaryota; Metazoa; Arthropoda; Insecta; Diptera; Tephritidae. Gene Ontology annotation, molecular function: calmodulin binding; calcium/calmodulin-dependent protein kinase activity; ATP binding.